AUGAUCUUUGCCGCUCGACAGCUGCAGGAGAAAUGCCAGGAGAUGCGGACGCACCUCUACACUACGUUCGUGGACUUGACAAAAGCCCUCGACACGGUGAACCGCCUCGGACUUUGGAUAGUUAUGCAGAAGUUCGGAUGUCCGAAGCACCUUACA
Dibothriocephalus latus is the source of this 156-nucleotide messenger RNA. Lineage: Eukaryota; Metazoa; Platyhelminthes; Cestoda; Diphyllobothriidea; Diphyllobothriidae. The record is from the annotation of a GenBank genome assembly.